AUGCCCGUCGUGAACCAUGUUGUGCUCGCUUCGGGCGCGGUAGUCGCCGUCUCGGUAGCUGUCGCAGCAGCUAUGGCCAUGUAUGAGAACCCAGAACUGCGACGAUAUGCAGAUGACAUUCGACGCCGCAUCGCCGUGGCUCUCCACUCGUUGGGUGAUGGUAUCAAUCCGCCUAACCGGCCUCCUCGGUUCAACAGGCCGGAGGAUGCGGAAGGUUUCUUGCAAUCGAGUCGUGGUGCAGGUGCGGAACCGGGAGUUGAUGCCGACGAGGAAACCCGUCGACGACAGCGAGAAGAAUUACUUUAUUGGAAUUCCGUGCUAGAGCAGAAGAAGGAACAGGAAUCGGCUAGGGAUCAACCAGCUGGUUUGCCUGCUCCUGAGCCCUCUAGACCCCGUACCGGCACUCGCGGUACAUCUUUCGACGACUUCCUUCGGCAGGAUGAGAGUGCCGAACAAGGAGCAUACGUCUUCAACACGGGUGCCGAUAUUCGAGAUGGGGGCAGUGGUCUUCGCCAUCGUGUGCCGGCCGCUGCACCGUUAGCUUCAUCGUCGCUGUAUACGAAUCCGUUUGCUGAUGAACACUACAUUUCAAACGACGAAGUUGAUCCUCUUUCUCGGACUUUUACCCUUCCCAGGAAGGAGGAGCACAUGUCAGAUAUAUACAGCGCAACAACCCGCGAGAACGACGACGUCCAGUCCCGCACCUUGGACGGCUCUCCGGCCCUCAUCGAGCUGUCAUCGUCCAAUUUUGGCGCGCCACAAGAUCAAUUUUCAUCGCCGCCGCCGCCGCCCACUCUCGAGCGACAGCUAGGCGAGAAUGAAUACAUGUCUGCAGGCCAGGAAGAUAGACAAGAUGCAUAUGCUUCCAUCCAAGCGUGGGCGCAUGAUUCUAGCCGGAAUUUCUACUCACCGCUUCCAGAGACGCCCGUUGCGCCUGUGUCCGAGCCAGAGGUUGUGAGUGAUGGGCAGUUGACGCCGACGGAUUCGAUCUCCAUCAUUGGAUCCGGUGAGGAUGUUGGCAAUGAUACCCGCGCAGGUAGACCGUUUGAUGUAAUGAGUGAGAGCGAGGGCAUGUUAACGCCCGCGAGUUGGUCCGAGGUGGGAAGUGUUGUCAGCGAGACUGAGGGACAUGCACACGUUGGUGCUAAUACACCACUUCACGGAUAA
This is a messenger RNA of Pochonia chlamydosporia 170, 1167 nucleotides long. RefSeq lists its product as hypothetical. The record is from RefSeq and is a predicted model, not a curated record. The coding region runs from base 1 to 1167 and encodes 388 amino acids. The transcript has a single exon. NCBI's taxonomy places the organism in Eukaryota, Fungi, Ascomycota, Sordariomycetes, Hypocreales, Clavicipitaceae.